AUGCGUUUUUUGAAAAGAGAAGUUGAAUCUUUGGAAAGAAGUACAGUAAUCUCUACCAUCACUUCCUCUUCUAAUACCAGGCAUUCCUCAUCUCAUACAACUGCAGCAAGCUUAGUUUCAUUGAAUGAUAAAAACGUGUGCGCAUUCUGUGGAUCCGACAAGCAUUUAACCAAAGACGGCAAGAUGUCAUUAACAGCGAAAAGAGACAUUUUAAGAAAAAGCGGUCGAUGUUUUCGCUGUGCCAACCGCGGUCAUUCCUCCAGAAAGUGUCGUAGUGCAAAGUGGCUUUCUUGUGCUAAAUGCAAAGGCAAGCAUUUAACCUCGUUAGGUGACCCUUCUUACACUAGCAAAUUAGAUUCUUCAUCGUCGACAAACAUGCAAGACAAAUCUACAAGUUGUAAAACGGUGAAUCUCUGUGCCGGUAGCUCUAGUUCAAUGCUAGAACAGACAAAUUUCAAUUCUGAUAUGCAAAGUGCUACAAAUCUGUGCGCGUAUAAUUCUUGUGUGAGCAAGUCAAAUGUAUUUUUGAAGACAACACGUGGCAUCGCCGUAGCUCCCAAUAACGAUAAAACACUACUAAUACGUUUCAUCAUUGAUGGUGGCAGCCAAUAUUCGUAUAUUAGAGAAGAUUUGGUGCGAAAGCUCAAUCUUUCUUAUAUGGGUGAAGUGAAUUUUUCCCUAGUACCAUUUGGAUGUAAAGAACAGAAUCCAUUCAAGAAAUUUAAGAAAGUCUGUGUCAAUGUGAAAAGCCAAUUCAAUAAUAAAAGCCUUAUACUAGAAGCCGUGGUUGUGCCAGAGAUUUGCAUUGAUGUGCUUCCACCACCUGACGCAUCAUGUGACUUUCUUCAGAAUUUACAGUUAGCAGACUCUUAUCAUGCAGACAUCGAAGCCGAGAAUGGGUUAAGUAUACUCAUAGGUUUCAACUACUAUUGGUCUGAGGUAACGGGUAAGCAGAGACGAAUUUCUUCUGGAUUAAGGGCAGUGGACACAAUAUUUGGUUGGAUGCUUCAGGGAAAGCAUUCUACUGGUAAGCCUUUCCAAAUAAACGAAUACUCAUGCUCUUCUAUCCGAAGUGCAGCUUUACCUCUACAUGUGCUUAACAUGAACGAUCUCAUUUCAUUUUGGUCUCUUGAAGCCAUAGGAAUUCGUGGCGAAGAAGAGGAAAAUAAGUAUUUAGCUCAAGAUUUGAUUACUUAA
Molecule: messenger RNA, 1197 nt
Organism: Eupeodes corollae
Lineage: Eukaryota; Metazoa; Arthropoda; Insecta; Diptera; Syrphidae
Exons: 1
Coding region: 1-1197 (398 amino acids)
Molecular function (GO): zinc ion binding; nucleic acid binding
Source: RefSeq, a predicted model, not a curated record